This is a messenger RNA of Lagenorhynchus albirostris (white-beaked dolphin), 4738 nucleotides long. RefSeq names its product mitochondrial calcium uniporter regulator 1 (gene MCUR1). The transcript has 10 exons. NCBI's taxonomy places the organism in Eukaryota, Metazoa, Chordata, Mammalia, Artiodactyla, Delphinidae. The record is from RefSeq and is a predicted model, not a curated record. The coding region runs from base 116 to 1201 and encodes 361 amino acids. Gene Ontology annotation, biological process: positive regulation of mitochondrial calcium ion concentration; calcium import into the mitochondrion. Gene Ontology annotation, cellular component: mitochondrial inner membrane; mitochondrion.
GGCAGGAAAGCGCAGGCUCGGCGCUACCGCCCACGCUCGCUCCUGCCGUCGGUGUCUGGCUGGGGCCGCGCGUGACCGGCAUGAGUGCGUUCGCGGGCCAGUGACCGCGUCAGGGAUGGACUGCGGCUCCGUCACGAACGAGAGGCCGAAGCGCCGCCGGCGGCUUCUGCUCUCCCUGGUCGCCGGCCGCGGUGGAGGCCCUGGAGGCCGCGGCGUCCCCACGCGCCACCUCCUGCCCGGGCUCCUCGGCGGUCUGGGGGCGCUGCGCCUCCGCGCCCCGGCGGCCCGCGGCGGCGCGUCACGUGCCUCCCCGCUGCUCCUCCUCCUGCUGCUGCCCUCCCCGCGCCUGGCUGCUGCCUCCCCGCGCCGGCCGCUGGCGGACUGGGAGCGCUCGCGCGCCGGGCCCUCGGCUGCCCUGGCGGGGCGCGGCUGCGCGAGGAGGUGCCAGCCGGGCCUGGCCCCGGGCGUCACCUGUGCGGCGGGCGCGGUCCACCUGUGCCUCGGCCAGGUGGCCGCCCUCGCUUCCUCCAGGAGAGAGCUUAGCGUCUGUGCUGGGAGCCUGCAUCUGGAGAGCAAAAGGAGAGAUUUCACCUCUUCUCGGAGUAGGAAGCUCUACUUUGACACCCAUGCCUUCGUGUGUUUACUCGAAGAAAAUGGGUUUACUACUCAACAAGCAGAAAUCAUUGUCUCUGCCUUAGUCAAGAUCAUGGAGGCCAACAUGGAUAUCGUCUACAAAGAUAUGGUCACCAAGAUGCAGCAGGAGAUCACUCUUCAGGAAAUAAUGUCUCAGAUUGCCAAUGUGAAAAAAGAUAUGAUUAUUUUGGAGAAGAGUGAAUUUUCAGCCCUCAGAUCAGAAAAUGAGAAAAUAAAACUUGAACUACAUCAGUUAAAACAACAAGUAAUGGAUGAAGUGAUCAAAGUCCGAACAGAUACCAAAUUAGAUUUCAGUCUAGAAAAGAGCAGAGUAAAAGAAUUGUAUUCAUUAAACGAAAGGAAGCUGCUGGAAGUAAAAACAGAAAUGGUGUCAUUGCACGCCCAGCAAGAUCGGGCCAUCACGCAGACAGACAGGAAGAUAGAUACCGAGGUUGCUGGCCUCAAAACCAUGCUUGAGUCACACAAGCUUGAUAAUAUUAAAUAUUUAGCAGGAUCUGUAUUUACGUGCCUAACAGUAGCUCUGGGAUUUUAUCGUCUGUGGAUAUAAUAAAUUGACUUUAUAACUCUGAGUGGUGGUGGACGAAGCAAGGAAGACUCCACUCAGCUGGGCCAGUGAACUUGGUCUAACCUUUGGGACAUACCAACAGUAAAUAUUUGUAUAACUCUCCACAAUUUUAAAUCUUUUGUUUUAAUGGAGGAUUGGGGGUCUCCAUUUAAAAGGCACAGGAGCUUUACUAAGUGCUGAAGAAUCAUUGUAACUGAAUCCUCUUCACCUACUGACCCAGACCCUAAUGUCAGCCGGUUGUGUUUCAAGGUUGUUAGAGGUUGUGUUAGAGGUUGUUUCAAGUCCGCUUGGUUGGUAGCCUCAUGCUACAUUGUACUUUACGCCCAAAAGAGAUUUUUUUCUUGUAAUUUCCACUGUCUUAGUUAUUGUUCUGUUCAUUUUCUGUGUGCCUUCCAGCUAGAAAAUCUUGUUGCCUGAUGAAGCACUGUGAUUGGGAUGCAGACUCUCUCAGCCUCCUAGAGUGGUAACUUCCUCUCCCUCCCUCCCUCCCUCCCUCUCACUUGGCCCCUUCUCCUCUCCUCCCUCUUGGUGUGAGAGUUGUUACAACGCCUCAGGUGUGGCACUGCCUCCCUAGAGAACAGGCUCACCCUCGGCGUGGAAGUCUACUUCAGUCUGUGGGACAGGCUUUCUUCCUUCUGGUCUUCCAAGGGAGGCACGAGGUGUAACUUCUGUAGCAAUAUCUAGAUGUGUAGAUAGUGCACGUACUUUCCAGAAAUGUCUUUAAUGAAUACGCCUUUGCCCAUUACAAGCUCAGGUCAUAGGCUUUGAAAAUUAGAUAAUUUUCAUGCCAGGUAUCCUAAUCUAGGUUGAUUUCUUUGGUUGUUAAAGACAUUCUCAUACCAACCUUACCUCUGUAUUUAAAACAAAUUCCAAGAUACAACUGGGGGUAUUUUGAAGACGCACAUUCUCAUCUUACUUGAAUGACCUGCACGUAGAGAGAAUAGCAUUUGAGAAACGAUGACACUGAAUGGCACCUUCCUGUCUUUCUCCACAUGCACACGUGUGCAUAUAACCUGGUCCAGUGGAGAAACCACAUAGAGACUUCUGGAUCAGACUGGUACAAGUGCCCAUCGUCAUUGUUCCAUCCACACUGGUGAAAAGUUACCUUCUGUCCUUUGGGUGUCAUUUCUAAACUUUGUAACGUGUAAGCCAUUUGAAAUGUUUGAAACAUUUGUGUAGCAUAAAGAUUCUGAGCUCCAGAUAAGUAUAAACAUCAAGUACUUUGGCAUGAGUGGUGUAAGUUUCAAAGUGAAUAAUAAUUUAAUCUUUUUUCAACUAGAUCCAAAAUUAUCUUAACUGGUUCAUAAAACAUUUUAUAGAUAUAUUCUUCCCCUUUCAGAGGAGCCCCAGAAAAUACUGUACAUUUAACAACUGCGCUAAGUAUUAAAGAGUUAAAUAAAUGACAUACCAUUAAGACCACCUUUGCGAUAUAACUUUGGCUAGUAGGAGCCUGAAGGAGCUUGGAGCACAGACACUCCUCCAAAAAAAAGAAUCCCCAAGAGGAAACAGUACUGUAUGCAAUUUUGUUUCAAAGCAAAUAAUAACUUUUACAGGUUAAAAACAGAAAGUGAAGUGACCUUAUAUCCUGACAAGAUAUUUUUAAAAUAACAUUUCAGUUCGGUGACUUUCUGUCCUCUGUCAGAAGUAUUCCAGAUGACAUUCCUACUGGUGAUGCUGGGGGCCACAUCAGUCUGUCAGUUAAUUUGGACCGCUGAUUUUGCUGCAGAGUUCUCUGCAGUACGGAACAGCCCCCCCACCUUCCCUGCCUUGGGAACAGUGCACUUUCCUUUUGGUGACCUGGAUUGCAUGUGUAUAUGGAGGCUGGGAGGGUUCAGGACCAUAUUCCCUUUCUUUAGUCACGUGUAUUAUAUUUGAAAAGCAUAAGAGCCAGAAAUACAAGUGUACCCUUCCUGGUGUGGACCCAGACGUCUGUGAACACGUAAGUGACUGGGACUGGACACAGUGUGAUGGCUCCUGAGCUCACCUGGCUUAGAGGAUGCAGGUCACUUUAGGAAAUUCGGCAUUAGCACUCAUAAGGGGGAAGAUGCCUGGCAAAAUUCCCAGAUACCCAGCGUCUAAGCACACGGGGAAAUUAGCCAUAGCCAGGUCCUGAAAAUUACCCCUCCAGGCACAGGUGCCUAAAGCAGAAUGUCAGGUGGACAGAAUCUGUAUUUCCUGUUCAUGCACAAAUCACUUAGGAGGUCCCUCCGCCCUCCUGCUUUCUCUCCCCUCCCCUACUCUUUAUCUUUUUUUAAAGAGCUUAAACUCCAACCCCACUCCUUUCCUGGACCCUUAAUAAGCGAGCCUGUUUGUGUGUACGGUUCUUUACAAGAAACCUGAAUUUUUUUUUUUUUUUUUUUUUGCGGUACGCGGGCCUCUCACAGCUGUGGCCUCUCCCGUUGCGCAGCACAGGCUCCGGAUGCGCAGGCUCAGCGGCCAUGGCUCACGGGCCCAGCCGCUCCGCGGCGUGUGGGAUCCUCCCGGACCGGGGCACGAACCCGCGUCCCCUGCAUCGGCAGGCGGACUCUCAACCACUGCGCCACCAGGGAAGCCCCAAGAAACCUGAAUUUUGAUUUCUGUGCUGGUCUUAGUCCUCCGCUGGUUUUCCAGCUCAGUAUCUAACAAAACUCAGUCUUAAGGUCUUCAUCUUUUCCCUUAAGUAUGCCAAGUACCUCAGCUGAGAAGUCACAAGUUCAGGAAGAAAGGCUUGACUCAAAGCAGCCAUCUUACUGGAAUUUGUCUCUGAACUCUUUAAAAACCAAAAUCCUGAGCUGCGGUGUCUAUGUCGCUGCCUGGGUGGUGUCCCUUGGCCGCCGCAUGGAGCUACGGGCUCUUCCCUCUGCUCCAGGCUCCUCCUUUGCAGCCUCUCCUCCUGUUAAUUAGCUGUGUCAGCGUUGGCAGGCACCUCUCUUCCUCCCCCCUGCUAUGCUGUGUUCUUAAGAAUUUUGGCGUCAUUUCUGAACAAAUGUCAUAUAGAUGGCACUAUGGAGCUCAUGUCUAGAAAAGUGGCUUUUAACAUAUGUUUAUCAAAUGUGUUGUGACUUUUCUGACACUAAAGCAAAAACAUGUUAAUCAGGAAUAAUUUAUUCUUUAUAUAAAAUGUUUGAGACUGUUUAGCCUUUUAUCGGAAUUUCAUUUGGAAAAUAUCAGUCUUUCUACAGAUUUAUAACCUAUGUUCCUCUGAUUAUAACCCAAACCAUUUCUUAACCCUUUCGUUACUUAAGCAAAUAUUCAAUUACAUUUUACUAUAUAAUAGAGUGGGCAUAUUUUUAUGAUAUAAAAUAAAAUAUUUAAUUCUCUAUAUGUGACUGAUAUACUUUUCUAUCUGUUCCAAUUGAAUGUGAAAACUAGAACUUCUGCCUACGCUGUAUUUCAACUAUUAUUCCCUCCAAUUGUGAAUGGUAACAUUGCUGUAUUAUUUUUUAAAUCUAAUACCUAAACAUUUGGAUUUGCAUAGAGGAUACGUUUGAAAGUGAUCGUUUGAUUUACAAAAUAAAUUUUUUUUACUAUUCAAAAGAA